This is a messenger RNA of Lucilia cuprina (Australian sheep blowfly), 676 nucleotides long. RefSeq names its product polypeptide N-acetylgalactosaminyltransferase 5-like. The record is from RefSeq and is a predicted model, not a curated record. The transcript has 2 exons. Bases 386 to 643 code for a protein of 85 amino acids. NCBI's taxonomy places the organism in Eukaryota, Metazoa, Arthropoda, Insecta, Diptera, Calliphoridae.
GAUUUUUUUAUAAACAAGAAAGCUUUAAAACUUCCAGACUACAACUUAAAAAAAAAAACGAAAGCAAACUAAAGCAACAAUUUUAUUCUUUAUUUUCUUUAUUAUUUUUUUUUAAAUAAAACCAAUAAGAAAAACUAUCACAUCAUUAAUAUUACUCCUACAUUCAAUAUAUUACUUCAGCUGCAAUUGCUGCUGUCAUUAUCACAUUUUAAACGAGCUCCACGUAUGGAUGUAUGUGUGUGUGUGUAUUUAUUAAAACAACAUAUGCUGUUACAACAAUAAUACAACUUGACAAAUCAACUGAGAACUGAGAGUGAGAGGGACAAAGCAAAGUGCGAUAUCAACCUAUAGUUAAUAAAUUAAUUGUAAAAACAACUACAACAAAAUGUCUUCGUUAAGUUUAACACGUAAAUUACGUGGUCGUAUGCGUUCAAAUACCUGCCGUAUAAUUUUACUCACAUCUUUAGUUUGGGUUAUUGUGGACUUUGUGCUAAUUGCCCAUUAUUCCGAUUGUAUUGGCAAAGAUGGCUGGCGUUGCAAGCGUAGCGGAGAAUAUGAUAUAGAGGUAAGUUUGAAAUAUUUGAAUAGUGAAUUACAUAUAGGUACCCCACACAACGAGAUGGGUUCAAUUAAAUUAGUAUAGUUAAAGUUCAUUUAUAGUUCAGUUCAAGUUCAG